AUGGCCUCGUUUACAAUUCCGUCGGGAUCAGCUGCUGUCCCGAUUGUUGCUCCUACGGCUGAGAAGAUUAUUUCAAAAAAUAACUCGAAUAAGAAUAGUGCUAAUUCUAGCUCAAAAGUACGGACAUGUCGUAAUUUGAUCAUACACGGAAAUUGCAAAUACGAAGGCAAAGGAUGCGAGUUUAAUCAUGAUUUAAAUAAACCAUCAACUACUUCACCGCCCCCAAGUCCUGAAACACCUAAAUCGAAAUUAAGUGUCCAUUCGCCAGUGUUUAAGCCAUCAGGCAACAUAUCUUCUAUUUCACCCGAGGUUAUAAAUGCGCCGCCGUUUAUUCCUAAGCAAAGUCAAGUAGCUUCAUCAGAAGGUCCAAAAUCUGAGAAUGGCUCGAGCGAUCAGCAGCAAUUCUAUGAUCGGGAUGAUCAACAACAUGCUUCGAUGUUCGAUCAACAAAUGAAUUAUUUCCCAGCUCAGACGACACCUAACUAUCUAAUGUCGACCAGAGAUAUAACAAAUAAUACAUUUAAUGCUUUGGCUGGUUCGAUCGCCUCGUUGAGUUUAAACGCGUCAAAUUACUCUGUUUCAGCUUCAUCCUCCCGAUCGCAACCUUCGUCUCAUAAUACGAGCAAUGCAAGCUACUUCUCGCAACUAUCUCAAGUAGAUUCGCUCUUCUAUCAGAAUCAGUCAGGGUUACUUCCUGCUCCAUUGCAGUAUCAUCUGUAUACAUCUCCACUGCCGCAUAUCUCAAACUUGCAUCCUCAUCAGAAGACCAUUCAUGCAUUUUUCAUGUCAGAUAAUUUACGCGAGGAUCUGCAGAGAAAGAACGAAGCAACAUUGCAGACUGUUAAUGCUCAAGAUUAUAAUCUGCCCGAGGAAAUCCAUGUAUAUCAUUCACUGUACCCUCUUGAAAGCUUGUCGGAAAGCUUGGGCAAGGUUUUUGGAUAUCCCACGUCAGUUUACAAAAGUGUCUGCACUGUAGAUGGACGAGUGUAUUGCCUGAGACGGAUAGAAGGGUACAGGUUGACAAACGAAAUUGCAAUGUCGACGAUCGAAAACUGGCGACGAAUACGACACGCAAACGUUGUUUCGAUACGGGAAGCGUUCACUACCAAAGCGUUUGGAGAUCAUUCGCUGGUAUUCGUCUACGAUUACCAUCCGCUUUCCCAGACAUUGUUCAACAAACAUUUUUCGCCGCAAUCACAAAUGCAUCCGUCAUCUGUCAACGGUCUCGCCAUUCCCGAAAAGUUGGUGUGGAGUUAUAUAUGCCAAAUAGCAGCGGCAAUCAAGACAAUACACUCUUCAGGUUUAGCUGUGCGAACGAUAGAGCCAACCAAGAUUUUAUUAACUAGUAAGAAUCGCAUACGAUUGAACUGUUGCGGGAUAAUGGAUUUGUUGACUUACGAUGGAGGGAAAAACCUUCCACAUUAUCAGCAAGAAGACUUGUUGAGCUUUGGACAACUUCUUGUCUCACUCGCAUGUCAUCCACAUGCUAGCAAUCACAAUCUUCAAAAGUCAAUAGACUUCAUUUCUAGACAAUAUUCUCCGGACCUCAAGAAUGUCAUUCUGUACUUGCUGAGCAACCCAUCUCCCGUGAAAUCGAUUGAUGAUGUUGUCGCGAUGAUUGGACCACGCUUGUUGCAUGAGAUUAACAGUGCGCACAAUUAUAAUGAUUUUUUGGAGAGUGAAUUGAGUCAUGAAUUGGAAAACGGAAGACUGGUGCGGCUUUUGUGCAAAUUUGGAUUCAUCAACGAACGACCAGAAUUCGAUAUGGAUCCUAGCUGGUCAGAAACAGGGGAUCGCUACUUGAUUAAGCUCUUUAGGGAUUAUGUAUUUCACCAAGUGGACAAGAACGGAUAUCCUGUUGUUGAUAUGUCACAUGUUUUGAUGUGCCUGAAUAAGUUGGACUCUGGCGUAGAUGAAAAAAUUAUGCUUGUAUCAAGGGAUGAACAAUCCUGUCUCAUAGUAUCAUAUAGAGAGAUUAAGAAUUGCAUCGAUUCAGCAUUUAGAGAUUUAUCACGAAGAAAGUAG
Messenger RNA from Paraglomus brasilianum, 2025 nucleotides. Lineage: Eukaryota; Fungi; Glomeromycota; Glomeromycetes; Paraglomerales; Paraglomeraceae. The record is from the annotation of a GenBank genome assembly.